This is a messenger RNA of Neolamprologus brichardi, 2317 nucleotides long. It is a transcript of the gene zmat1, whose product is annotated as zinc finger matrin-type 1. Gene Ontology annotation, molecular function: nucleic acid binding; zinc ion binding. NCBI's taxonomy places the organism in Eukaryota, Metazoa, Chordata, Actinopteri, Cichliformes, Cichlidae. The record is from RefSeq and is a predicted model, not a curated record.
AUGGACGACACAAGUGGCUGUACUUCGCUAACUGCGGAGUCAGACUCUCAAAAUAACAUUGCCAGUAUCCCUAACGCGACUUCUGUCACAGAUGCUGACAAAGUAAUAAACAAUAAAAUAGAUAGUACCCAGGUUGAAGGAAACAAAGCUGAAGAGGCGCUACUGAAGUGUCUCCUUACAGACAGUUACUGCCAUGUGUGUGAGGCUGUGCUGCUGUUUAAGUCACAGCGGCUGUCUCACUAUGAGGGAAAGAAACACGCUCAGAAACUCAAGCUGUACCUGCAGACCAAAAAAGCAGAAAAGUCAACAGGCGCCCAGCAGACGAUGAGUAAUGAUAAAGAUCAUUUCUGUGAGCUUUGCAACAUGGUUUUUAGCUCAUCUGUGGUGGCAAGAUCACACUAUGAAGGCAAAGUCCAUACAAAAAAUCUUCGUAAACAAAGUCUUCACCUAUCAGAGAAGUCUACAGAAGUGCAUGCUUCAUCAGGUCUCCAACAGGAUCCUGAUAAGUCUCAGCAAAAACCAUCCUCAGAGGGUGUUGUGGAGCAUGAUUUGGAUCCAGCAGUCACCAGUGCUACAUGUAGCACAGAGGUUGAUUUGAAGGAUCCCAACAAGUACUGUGCCCUGUGUACUGCCUCCUUCACCAAUCCCCAUGUAGCCUUGCAGCACUACAGUGGACGCAAACACCAGAGGAAUCAGGCCAGACAGGAGCUGCUCAAACAGCUAGGACACAAUGUAGAACAAGGCAGUUCCUUGAUGUGUCAGAUGUGUAGUAUGCAAUUUAACUCUGUGGAGAUGUACCAGGACCACAUGCAGGGAAACAAACACCAGAUAAAGGAGAAGAAAGUCAUCGAUCUAUGCAAAUCCCAGCAAAAACUGUACAGCACAUUUGCAGAUGAACUGGCUGAUUACAUUCAGGUUCAGAAGGCUCGUGGAAUCACUCCUAAGACUAAUCAGGUCCUCCCUCAGGAUACCAUGCAAAAGGAAGAUGAAGAUGAAGAACGGGAAGUAUUAAAUAGGAAGAGUAUGGUGGAACUAAAUAAACCUGUGUCCAACCUCCUUCCUACCUCCAUUUCUCCUCAUCAGUCCCACUCUGGUCAUUACUCUCCACUUCAAAUGGGGUGUUCAUCGUUUCAGGGCCCACCCUUGCCGUCACGUGCCUCAAACUACAACUAUCCUCCUCCAGUUGUUCGUAACUCAGGUCCUCCACCGCUCACUAGUUGGCCCAUGAGAAGAAGGCAGAGAAGGUCAAGCUCUUCCUCCUGUACUACCUCAUUAUCUUACUCCUCCUCCUCCUCGUAUUCCUCCUCCAGCAGUAGUGAAAGUGACAGUGAUCAUAGUGAAUAUAGGCACAGAGAAAAGAGGCAGAUUAAAACAUCCCAUAGGGAGAGAGUGAGGAGAGGAAGGGAUGAGGAGAGGAGGAGGAAACGCCGGAGGAGGGAAAGAGAUGAUGACUCAGAGGAGAGAAGAAGAGAGCAAUCUGUUGAGUCGGAGGAGGAGAGGAGCAGGAAAAAGUCAAAAAUUCAUGGCAAGUGGAGACGAAAAGAAAAAAAAUCCCUUAAGGAAAACUUUAAAGUGGAAAGAGGAGAUCAAGUUAUGGACAAAUUAAAGCCAGAAGUCAUGAUGAAGAAUAGCAAAGAGACUGAACUGCAUAUUCAGACUGAAAUUAAUGUUAAGCAAAGGGGGGGUGAAGAGGAUGAGUCCAUUAAACCUAAAUACAGAAAAGAGAAGAAGAAGGCAAAGGAGAAAGCAGACACUAGGACAGAGGAGGAAAAGCUGUGGGACGACUCGAUUCUGGGGUGUUAAACUCUGCAGGAGCAGCUGAAGUGAACGGUAUUCUGGACUACUUUUGGCAAACAUUUAUUGUAAGCAUGACAUUGAAAUUAAUAAUAAGCUAUAUUAAAAUGAUUUAAAAAAAAUCCUGUCAGCAGGUAGCAAAGGCCUUUUCUAUAUCUGCUCUAAUAACCGAAAAGUGUUUUCUUAUACACGUUUGCUAGCUGGCUAGCCAUGUAGAGUCAAUUUGUAUGUGUAUAAGAAAUGAAUGUAUUUCGUUUGUAUCUGGAGGAGAUUCAGCAUUAAUUUUAUACUAUGACACUUUAUAAUAAGUUUGGUUUGUGUGUACAGUGAGUUGAUGGCUGUAAUGUUUAGCACUGUUUGUUUAUGAAGUACUCUUAACUCAUCACUAAGGUAAAUUUGAUUAUGGAUGCGUGCAUCUGGUAUGGACUUGGUAGAUUGUCAUCCCUUUAGCAGUCUCUGGUUGGCACUGUUGAGCUUCAUCCAUUUCAUCAGUACUGAAAAUAAAAGCUCAUAGAUGUCAGAA